Messenger RNA from Cladocopium goreaui, 834 nucleotides. The record is from the annotation of a GenBank genome assembly. NCBI's taxonomy places the organism in Eukaryota, Dinophyceae, Suessiales, Symbiodiniaceae.
CGCAAUGUGACCAGAUGUGACCAGAUGUCGUAUUCUCGGUGCGUGUGAUCGCAUGGCUUGGGUCAACAACAACAAGCGAAAUGCCCGGUUCAAUCCAAACCGCCGGGACGAUCGCUUAUUGGAUGCGGAGGUCACGGCCAGGCGGCCAAGACCCCAGAAGCCAGCGGGGCCAGCUGGCGAAGCGGGCGAUUCCGAAAGCGAAGAACUCAUCAACACCAAACCAGACUUUGUGCUGAGCAUGGAAAGCGAUUCUCGGGUAGAUUGGCUUCAAAUGGCGUUGAUGCAAGCAGCCGAAGGCAAAUUAAAGGCUGCAGCUUUGUACGAAGUCAUGAAGCACAAAGCCUUUGUGCCCAGUGAAGCUUCACAUCGCGGCAAGCUGAAGGCCAUGCUAACAGCGAACCUGCACUUGUUCAGUGGGAAGCAUAAAAAGGCUUUAGAGGAGGCAGCAAACUCAUGGAGUGAAGGAGGUGAAAGUCGAAAAAGACGCAAAAGCAGCUCAAGUGAGAGCAGUUCCCGCAAACGUUCCAAAAAGGAGACGGGCUCAAAAGCAGAUGAUCGCAAGAAGGGAAAAGGGAAGGAGAGCUCAAGUACCAGUUCAGAGCGGACUCCGAAAACCAAAGUAGCCAAAGGUAAGGAGAAAAAACGCAAGUCGAGCAGCUCCUCAACGGAAAGCAAGCGGUCUCGUUCUGGACGGAAAGGCAAGCGUUGAUGGGAAUCAGUCCUGCGAUUGGCCAAAGGUUUGAGUUUACGGCGAACAGCGCCGAACCUGCAACAGUGCUUUGAUUGUCCAGUGCGGAAACAGCUGAAAAGUGCAGUCUUUUCAGGACCGCAAUC